ACAAAUAGUCCGGACACAGCUUAUUGACUGUGCGACAGGAAGACCUACGAAUCUUGAAAAAUUAUCGAUUAUUUAGCUGUAAACGCACAACGGGAUGUGUAGGUGAUAGCAACAUACUCAAGAAUACACCUGUGAUCAUUAUGGACCAAUAAAUGGGUGAUGUAUAUAUCGAAAAUAUGGAUAUUUUACGUCAUUGAAGCAGAAGUGUAGCGAAGCAGAAGUUGCCUAGAAAUGGAUGCCUCAGCAGUACGAUGUGCACCCGACAACCUAGGGAAAGAUUCGGCCGGAACUCUGUGGCCGUUCAGGCGGCGGAGCGGAGUAAGAAGAGUGAUGAAGUUUGCGUUAGUGACUUUGCUAUGUUGCCUUUUAGUAGAACAUUGUAUUGGACAGGGUAUAGAUGUAAAAGAUGAUUUGAAAAGACGGUUUCCUAACUUGCACAAAAGAGGACUUUUGCCUGGUUUGCUUGGCAAAAGAGCAAAUGGCGCUCCUCCCCAAGUUGGAGUUGGGAGACAGAUGCUACCGGCUGCACAGAAACCUGGAGCGAAAGCUCCACCUCCGGCUGGUGAUACUCGACCAAGACAUCUUGUUCCCCAACCAGCUAAUGGGCCAGUUAUAGAGCUUCCCAUGGUCAAAUAUCAUGAGGUGCCAUGGAAAAACUCUGUUGAACAUAACUUUAAAUGGCAGGAAAACCAGCGGUCCUUUUUUACAUGUCCCCGUGGUUAUUUUAUAUCAGAGUUAUCGUAUCGUUUUGACACUGCUCAGUCGACUUUAAAUAGACCAUGGGCUUCCAAGCAGGGGUCAAAGAUGUACACGAUCGCGGAUAAAAUUGCCAAAAAAUUAUCGCCUGAGCCUCGCGAGGCCAGGCUACGCCGAGGCGAGGCGAACAGCCCCCCGAAUGCUCGGCAACAUUUCAUGGAUAUGGUCGCUCCGGGAGCUCAAGUCAUUAACCAAAGCCCCCUCACCCAGACAGGCUGCGACCCCAUCUUAUUUUGCCUGGGCCAUCAAGCCUGUCUCUUUAAAAUCACAGUGGAUCUUUGCGGUUUUGACCCGGUGCCCGGAAAGCGGAAAAUGUUUUUCAUAACGGUGAAAUGUACGAGUGACAGCGACGAAGGGCUCUAUGGUAAAACCAAGGGUGCAUUGGAGCUGAUGCGGAGAGAAAGGGAGCAUGUGAUGUACAUCUACUUUGACGAACUGCAUUCUGAUAAGACCGUGACGCAAGACACGCUCUAUCAGAUACCUGAGGAAGAAGUUUUUGGAAUCAGUUGCCCCAGACCUCAAAUGGCACUUCAAAAUGGAUAUGCUGGAUUCUGUACACAAAGGACGCCCAGUGUAGAACAUAUGGUGGAAAGCUUAUGGAAGGUCCUUGGGAGGGUACCCUAUCGAGAGUGCAGGCAGGAGCUGGUACAGGGGUACUGCGCUUAUCAUUACAACCUGACUGGAGGGUGCGUUCCCCCUGCCUUUGUGGAACAACCAGUGGAUGGAACAAUAGCAAGGCCAGGAGAAAUCCAUUUUAGCUUCAAGGCAAUGCCCAAACCAGGCCCCAGGCUGGAUCUCUCGGAGCACGAGAAAGUGUUAGGUGAUCCUCACGUGAGCCUGAUACCAGCUCGGCUUGGCUUCCUCAUCCUGGCCCACACAAGCCCUAAAACACUGGAUCAGUUACUGCGAUCGGUCUACCGCCCAUAUUUCCAUUACGUCAUUCAUGUUGAUUACCGAGCAGACAGCGUCAGAGAUGAAAUUAUGGAUAUGGUGAGCCAGCUUGGUGACAAAGGCCACAACAUCCGGGUGCUUCCCAAGGAGCGGUCGUUCGUUGCAUCGUGGGGAUCCUUUGAUAUCGUGCGAGCCGAACUGGAGGUAAGAUCAGAUCUAGACAUGCUGCUUUAUCCGGAUUAGAUUAGGCUUAAGGCGAGCUCCUCUUGAGAGAGCUCUGGUGAGGAAUGAUGGAAAGUGGACAAUUUUCACUGAGAGUCAAACGUUAAAUGCUAUUUUUUUAAUGAUUUUUUUUUCUUAGAGAAAUAUAUUUAGUAAUGGAAUGAUAAGCAAAGAAAGGUGUGGAUAAUUGGGUUCAGAUAUUCCCACGUAUGUAUACCCAUUGCAAUACUGGUAUGCGCAAUUCAAGUUAUUUGUUCAUGUAGCAGUAUUCCAUGACGACAAGAAUGAUGAUGAUGGUGAGGAUGGUAAU
This is a messenger RNA of Strongylocentrotus purpuratus (purple sea urchin), 2179 nucleotides long. RefSeq lists its product as uncharacterized. NCBI's taxonomy places the organism in Eukaryota, Metazoa, Echinodermata, Echinoidea, Camarodonta, Strongylocentrotidae. The transcript is spliced from 7 exons. Bases 232 to 1890 code for a protein of 552 amino acids. The record is from RefSeq and is a predicted model, not a curated record.